Messenger RNA from Lutzomyia longipalpis, 2669 nucleotides. Its product is annotated as monocarboxylate transporter 2-like. Bases 368 to 2422 code for a protein of 684 amino acids. The record is from RefSeq and is a predicted model, not a curated record. The transcript has 7 exons. Gene Ontology annotation, biological process: transmembrane transport. Gene Ontology annotation, molecular function: monocarboxylic acid transmembrane transporter activity. Lineage: Eukaryota; Metazoa; Arthropoda; Insecta; Diptera; Psychodidae.
CAGUUGUUAAGCAGCAGCAGCGCGCGAAGCACUUCUUGACCGCCGCGUUCUUUGUGCGCGACCUGCUCCCGAUCAGCUGUGACCACAAAUGAUCCUCAAUGGUCAGAAGGCGUGCGCGAGUGGAUUUAAAUUAAUAGAGCAGUUUUCGGUGUGGAAUCUGUGCGAAAGUGGAUAUAAAUGUGCUGCUAUCGCGCUGAGACGAGAGACAAUUAAUAUGGAUUUACAUGAAUUUAUCACUCCAACGUCUUGCGUGCGCAUGAAUGGGUAGGGGUACGUGCAAAAUGCAUUGGGAACUGAGUAUUAUAUCCGGUGGUUAAGUGAAAUCUCCUUCGUGUAGUUCUUUCUUUUCUUGUCGCUGCACGAGGAGAUGAGCGGCGGGCUGGCGACAAGCCGGAGAUCUCUCCGGAGAUCGCAAUCACUGCCACAUAUUGCAUCGCAAUCGUCACGCAAUGAUUCGGGAUUGGGCUUUAGUGGAUCAUGCAGCGAUCUCGAUCACAUUCAUCACCACCAUCAUCAUCUACAUAGCCAAGAACCAAAGAUAGCUUAUGGUGCUCGCCUCGUGACGGAUUUGAGGCAAUUAAUGACUUUGCGGCAACACUACUACCCCGAAGGUGGCUGGGGAUGGCUCCUGACCAGCAUCGGGUUAACAAUGCAGUGCAUCAGUCAUGGGCUCCACACAUCCGCCGGCGUGCUCAUGGUGGAAAUGAUGCGGACAUUCAAUCAAGACAUCUUGAAUGCAGGAUGGCUAGGAGCUCUAUCAACUGCCGUCGCCCUGGGCAUUUCACCGAUUACGGUGGCUCUCUGCAAACGCAAGUCGACACGCCUCACCGCCGUUAUUGGUGGUCUAGUCACAGCUCUUGGGUGCCUCUUCACAUCGUUCGCCUCGCAAUUUCACCAAUUGUUCUUCAGCUAUGCGACAGUUGUUGGAAUCGGUGUGGGAAUGACGAGAGACUGCUCGACGCUAAUGGUGGCGCAAUAUUUCAAGCGACGCCGGGAAUUUGUGGAGAUUUUCAUUGUGGCCGGAAGUGGCUUGGGUAUCACGGUGAUGUCCGCAUUCAUCAAGUCCACCAUUGAUUCAAUUGGAUGGAGAUUAGGUUUGCAGGCAGUGACUGGUGUUGUCUUUCUCACAUUCAUCUUGGGCACAUUCUAUAGAUCAGCAUCCCUGUAUCAUCCCCAACGACGUGCCAUCUUGCAUCUUAAGAAUCAACGACGGAAGAUUAAGGAUAAAAACAAGCAGGACGACUCACCGCCAUUCUUUGACUUUCGUACUCUUCGGAGUAAGACUGUGAGGAUACUCCUCGUCUCCACAGCCAUCAGCGGUUUCGGCAUCAAUACUCCUAUCUACUAUUUAGCUCAUCAAAUGGAACAGGAUGGCAUUGGGGAUCGCAUAGUUGUCCUGCAGGCCUAUCUCGGGCUAGCCUUCAUGCUAGGUUGCGGUGCUUUCGGCAUGCUGGUGGUCCGGAAUAGCGUUGAGUGUCGCAUUGCGCGACAAUAUCUCUGCCAAACGAGCAUCUUCAUGUGCGGCAUCAGCAUUCUCGCCUUCACAGCUGUUCACGGCAACUACCACGGCUACGUGAUGUUCGUCUGGAUCUACGGCAUCUUCUGCGGUGGCUAUCACUACUCCCUCAAAAUGUACACCUACGAGCGGGUCCGAGCGAGGAAUUUUGCCCGAACAUGGGGUUUUGUUCAAUUCUCUCAAGCAGCUCCAAUUGCCUUUGGCAUCCCCCUAACUGGGUACAUCAGUGAACGUGCAGGAGCCAAGGAAGGGUACUACUUUAGCAGCCUGUGUGCCCUCCUCGGCUGCCUGGUGCUCUUCUUUGUUGACCUCCACAGAAGAAGUUUAUCAAGACACAAACACACCAGAGCCAAUGGAACACGACACCUCUGCACCUCCGAUUCCUGCCCACAACGACGAAAACUCUCCUUCUCCCAGGAACCCGAUCACGAGCCUGGAGUUCUCGUAACCGGAGCCACACUAAUGAUUGGCUCUGAACUACUCAUACCCCAACUCACGGAUAAAUUCAUCGAACCAGCUGUAGAGAAACCCGAAUUAACGUGCAUCUCUGAGGAGGGAAUUGCCGAUAUGGACCUCCCGGAUAAUCUCCUGGAUGACCUUGACUACGUGGGGGAUUGUAUAACGUCAUGCAACAAAGUUGAGAACUUCCUGAUGCUAAGUGAAUUCGAGAAUAAUCUAAAUGCCGAAAUUCCUGCCAUGCUUGAACGAAGGCGUCGUCGGGUAUCCAUCUCAAUGGGGCGCAAUGCAAAAAUAAGUGAAGCUGAUGAGGAAGGCAGUACAGGGAGUGAAAAGAAACCCCGGAAUGCCAAUUGUCCGGAACAUCAACACACAAAUAGUCACAGACAUCAUAAAAUCUGCCAUACACCAUCAAAUGCAAUAUCUGUGAUUGAUGAGGCUUCUGUCUAAGUAGCGCCCCUCGUGUAUUGAAUCAAUUUCUCAAAAACGUACCUGACAAAAUUUCUUCAAUUUUCAAGACGACGCACUUCCGGAGGAGAUGCAAAAAAGGAGAGUUUACAAUAAAAUUGUAUAAAUCUGUGUAUAAUAAGACUGUAGCCGCAAAUGCAGGAAUAUUUAUCGAAUUUGUGUAGUAAAUAUUUCCAAUUACAUAAUAAACACACAAAAAAUGGUAAAUAAACAUCAAUUUAGAAGAAAA